AAAACAUCGCAUCUGGCUCUGGAUUACGACCAGUUCUACCCAUCCAACGACUUGCAGCCAUGGCCAACAUCUUCAACGCCCCCGCUCCUGGCAUCUCCUACUUCACUCCUGCUCAGAUCCCGGCUUCAGGGACUGCGUACGAUCCCCAGCCGAAUGGAAAGCCGGUUCCGAAGUUGUUUACGCCCAUCAAGAUCCGGGGUGUUGAAUUCCACAAUCGGAUCUUUCUAUCUCCGCUAUGCCAGUACUCUGCGGAGAAUGGACAUAUGACUGCCUGGCACUUGGCUCAUCUCGGCGGCAUCUUCACUCGUGGACCCGCCCUGACUAUCAUCGAAGCCUCCGCUGUCCUCCCCGAGGGCCGCAUUACUCCGGAAGAUGUCGGCCUGUGGCAAGACUCGCAGAUCGAGCCCAUGCGCAAGAUCGUCGAGUUUGCGCACUCCCAGAAUCAGAAGAUUGCCAUCCAGCUGGCCCAUGCCGGCCGCAAGGCGUCCACGCUCGCGCCCUGGCUGCACAUGGGGUUGGUCGCAACGGAGGAGCAGGGCGGCUGGCCCGAGGACGUGUGGGGACCCUCUGCGAUCCCCUUUAACGACCAGUUCCCCAAACCGAAGGAGUUGACGAAGGAGGGGAUCAAGAGGGUCAAGUCGGCAUUCGUAGCGGCUGCCAAGAGGGCGCUGAAGGCCGGAUUUGAUGUCAUCGAGAUUCAUAGCGCUCAUGGUUACCUCCUCUCGUCCUUCUUGAGCCCUGUGAGCAACAAGAGGACGGAUGAAUAUGGUGGUAGUUUCGAGAACCGCAUCCGACUUCUGGUCGAGAUCGCCGACGCCAUCCGCGCCGUCAUUCCCCCCUCAAUGCCGUUGUUCGUUCGGGUCUCUGCUUCGGAGUGGCUCGAGGAAGUCCUCCCGAACGAGGACUCCUGGAAAUCCGAAGAUACCGUCAAGCUCGCCGGCAUCCUCGCCGAGCACGGCGUCGACUUCAUCGACGUCUCUUCGGGCGGCAACAACGCUGCGCAGAAGAUCACCAAGAAAUCGCAGGCAUACCAGGCGCACUUUGCCGAUGCUGUGAAGAAGACGCACGGUGACAAGAUCGUCGUCGGUUCUGUCGGCGGUUUCGACAACGGCAAGCUCGCCGAGGAGGUCCUUCAGAACGGCAGUGCGGACGUCAUUCUCGUGGGUCGCCACUUCCAGAAGAACCCCGGCGCAGUCUGGCAGUUCGCGGACGACCUCGGUAUCGACGUGCAUGUUGCCCACCAGAUCGAGUGGGGAUUCCGGGGACGCGGGCCUCAGUCUAGUGCGACGACGCAACAUGGCCACGACGAUCCUGCAAAGCAGAAGGAAAAGCCUAGCUUUUAAAGGGGGCGUUUGCAAGUAGUGCAAUAAUGAUAGAGAAAAGUAGAUGUAUGUACAGUGUAUCCAUAAAAUAGACCCGAGUGGACAGACAGAGACUAGUACGGACUGAGUGUAUAUACGAGGAGUGCAAUUAUAAUGAGUCACUGGCAAUAUAAGGCGCGUGCUACAAAACUACGAAUUAUACAGCGAGUUGCUCAAUAUAAUAUCGGGAUGUGUCCAAAAAGUGCAGGAGUCGAGUCCUAUUGUGGGAUACUUUUGUCGUGAUGUCAUGCGCAGAUGAGGUUCGCCUGUACUUCCAACGGCGCAGACCUCGCGAAAAUGUCGUGCGUGAAGCUGUGGAACCCGAACCCGAGCGGGCGUGUGAACAUGGGGUUUGACAUGAGCACGCCGUAGUCGUCCUCGUCGCUCUCCGUCCCGUCUGUGCCGUCACUUUCUUCGUCCGCUUCCUCAAAGUAGAACUUCCCUGUCGACUUGACGGCGUGCACGUCGUCUGGGGUCGUCGCUCGUGGCCGGCGCUCAACGGCAAUUGCGGCUGCUUUGGCCAUGGCUUCGUCCCUCAGGAUCUCGGCGAACUUCUCCCAACGCAGCACCCAGUUUGUCUCCCAUGGGCGAGAGUUCCGCUUGGCCGUCGGUUUAGGUCUAACAGGUGACCCUAGGCCGACGUUGAUCAAGUCGUCGAGACUCUCG
Molecule: messenger RNA, 2027 nt
Organism: Gloeophyllum trabeum ATCC 11539
Lineage: Eukaryota; Fungi; Basidiomycota; Agaricomycetes; Gloeophyllales; Gloeophyllaceae
Product: FMN-linked oxidoreductase
Exons: 5
Coding region: 60-1343 (427 amino acids)
Cellular component (GO): intracellular anatomical structure
Molecular function (GO): NADPH dehydrogenase activity; NADP binding; FMN binding
Source: RefSeq, a predicted model, not a curated record